Messenger RNA from Tuber melanosporum (Perigord truffle), 1575 nucleotides. RefSeq lists its product as uncharacterized. The transcript is spliced from 6 exons. The record is from RefSeq and is a predicted model, not a curated record. Bases 1 to 1467 code for a protein of 488 amino acids. Gene Ontology annotation, molecular function: phosphatidate phosphatase activity. NCBI's taxonomy places the organism in Eukaryota, Fungi, Ascomycota, Pezizomycetes, Pezizales, Tuberaceae. Gene Ontology annotation, cellular component: actin cortical patch.
AUGAUAUGGCCGUUGGGUUCCCACAGAACGACUAUUACCAGAUUUUUACAGGUUUUUUUCUGUAUUGAACCUUCUCUACUCGAUAGCGGUCUGCGGUCUCGUGCGGUGGGCGAAACCCUCACUGACCUCCUGAAUAGCCUUCAGGAUGGGGUCAAUCCGGACGACAUCAAGCAGAGCAUAUUACCGGACUUUUGGAGUAUCCCCGGAACCGACGAAAUUACCAGAGCGCUUGGGUUGAACGAGACGGGGAUUCGAAAUUUGCCGUUUGAGUUUUUGAAUAUUCCUGGCUACGCAAACUACACUCCGCAAGGAUGGAAUUUGAGAAUCCACGGAAUGGCCUAUAAACAGCCACUGUCCGGGCCGGGGGUGGUGUCCAAUCAUACGCUGGACAAAGCGGCGAAUAAGUUCUUGCCUGACUUUGACGUUGGAGAGUUGCAACCGCACGAGCAGGACAAUGCUAGGAACUUGACCAGCGCGAUACUGUCAUUGCCGCAGGCAGGGGAGAAGCUGCUGUUCACGCUUGACGUCAGGGAGGGGCAGAGCUUCCAAAGUGGAUGGGCCGGAGUUGUGGAGUGGGCCAAGGCGAUGGAUUCCAGGGGUGAAAUCGAUGGCUUUGUUCGGCUCCCGACGAAUAAUGAGAAUGACCUUCCGGACGGGAAUGCCACUAACGCGAAGGUGGUUGAAUUGGAUGUUCAUACUAACCGGACUGAUACUGGUAAUGCAACUGCCUACCUCGUCCCCAGAGACGGCAUUACCAUCCUCUCAGAUAUCGACGACAUCCUUCGGGUCACAAAGAUCUACCUCCCAAAAGAAGGCCUCCUAAACUCUUUCGCCCGCGACUUCGUUCCGUGGAUGAAUAUGCCCGAAAUUUUUGCCGGGUGGCUCCGCCAGCACCCUGAAUCCCCCUACCACUUCCACUACCUAACCACAACCCCGGAGCAAGCCACACGUGUCUACAUGGACUUCAUUUACAAAACCUAUCCUCUUGGCUCCUUCGACACACGCCCUCUCAACUUUACGACAGUAGAUCAAACCUUCUCCGUCCGCAGAACCAUCCUCAACAGAAUUUUCCAAACAUUCCCAAGCAGAAAAUUUAUCCUCAUUGGAGAUACUACGAAUAGUGACGUCAUGGGUGACUAUCCAGAGCUCGUUUCCGCAUUCCCUGGACAGGUGCAGUGCAUCUUGCUAAGGAAUACCUCUGCAACAGACCCGGAAAACAAAUUUCCGUAUAAUACGAAGGGAUUCGAGAGGUUGAAACUGGGGCAGUACAUGUUCUUCACCACACCCGAUGAUCUCAGAGGAUUGGAUUUCGCAAAUGGGGAUUGUAGAAAUGCGAGCGCAAGGGUGGGGACUGUAGAUUUUAGCUGGCAGGGAUUGCCAUUUGAGAAGAGUGCUGCUGGGGGUAGGGUUAGGGGGAAUAUGUGGGCAGCCGUUGUGGCUAUGGUUGCUCUUGCAGUGUUUCUAUAGGAGAUUGUAUGAACUCACGAAUGGGAAUGGGGGGCUUGGAUACCCAGCACAUAUGAGAGAUGAAGUGGACCUAUGCAUUUGUACACCAUAAUAUCCAGGGAUUUUUUU